GAAUAAUGAAAUAUACUCCAAGAGAGAACAUUGAAGAGAGCCUUGGCGGUUGUUGACUGUUGUAGACUUUUGUGGUCUCACCUCGCGGACGGCGGACAUACCCCGUCUCGGUUCUCAAACACCGCCGCCGCCGUUCUCCCAACAUCUCCCCGUCCAGGUCGUUGGGUCAGCCCCUAUCCUUCACCUUCACGACUUCACCUGCUUCUCCACUGCGCGCCCCGCCCCCGGCCCCGUCGUGCGCCCUGCUCAGAUCCAUCGCACGGGGCUUGCCGCACCACUGCGCCAAGCAAAAGCUGUUUAUGAAGGUGGGCGGCCAGCGGCGCGUGCGCAGAUCAUGCACUGGUAGGACUAAUUUGCAAGAUCUUGGACCGGGAUGGUUCGCCUGUUAGUUGUCUUAUGAAGAUUGGUAAGGGGAGAAAGAAGAUGAGGAAUAAACAGCGAAAAUCAUCUGCCCUCGGUUCUGAUGCAGGAUGUGGAUCUUCUUUAUCUUGUAUUGUAUGGAGCUUGGUGGGUUUUGGUCUUGUCUGCUUCAUUUUCCUUAAACAUCAAGCAGACAGUGGUCAGACCCAUGUUUAUUUCAGUCCUCUUCAUGCGACCAGAGAAUUAGAGGACAUCGAGGAGGAUCAUUUCCGCUUGCCACCUCCUCACAAGGUGAAUCCUCGUGCAGUGAAAAGGAGGGGACCUCGUAAACAACCAAAGGUUAUAGAUGAUUAUCUGGAGGAGUCUUCAGCAGUACAUGCACUGUUCUUUCCAGAUCAAAUGACUGCUGUGGAUCCAACAAAAGGAGGAAAUGAUAGCAUGUAUUUCUAUCCUGGUAGAGUGUGGCUAGACACUGAUGGAAACACCAUUCAAGCCCAUGGUGGGGGGAUUAUGUAUGAUCACAAGACUGCCAGAUUCUAUUGGUAUGGAGAAAACAAGGAUGGACCAACAUACCAAGCUCGCCCCAAAGGAACACAGAGGGUUGACAUCAUUGGGGUAAGCUGCUACUCAUCAAAAGACCUGUGGUCGUGGACUCAUGAAGGAAUUGUGCUUCGUGGUGAGCCUUCUAAUGUCAUCCAUGACCUUUAUAAAUCAAAGGUGCUUGAGAGACCUAAGGUGAUAUAUAAUGAUCGCACUGAAAAAUAUAUCAUGUGGAUGCACAUCGAUGAUGCUAACUACACCAAAGCAUCUGUCGGUGUGGCCGUGAGUAGCUCUCCGACUGGACCUUUUACUUACCUUUACAGCUUUCGUCCACAUGGUUGUGAGAGUAGAGACAUGACAGUCUUCAAAGAUGACGAUGGAAUGGCUUACCUCUUCUAUUCUUCUCGUGACAAUACUGAGCUCCAUGUUAGCCCAUUGACAGAGGACUACCUUCAGAUCACAGCAGCAAUGAAGAGAAUACUAAUAAGGCGGCAUCGUGAGGCUCCAGCCGUCUUCAAGCACCAGGGGACCUACUACAUGAUCACCUCUGGUUGCUCAGGCUGGGCUCCCAACAGGGCAUUGGCACAUGCUGCAGAGUCUAUCAUGGGCCCAUGGGAGACACUGGGAAACCCUUGCGUUGGAGGCAACAGGUUUUACCGCCUUACAACAUUCUUAUCUCAAAGCACAUUUGUGCUUCCCCUCCCUGGUUUGUCUGGUGCAUUUAUCUUCAUGGCGGAUAGGUGGAGUCCGUCAAACUUGAGAGACUCCCGGUAUGUGUGGCUUCCUCUAUUCGUCGGAGGGCUCGCAGACGAACCUUUAGAUUACAGUUUUGGUUUCCCUCUGUGGUCAAGGGUAUCGAUUUAUUGGCACAAGAAAUGGCGCCUCCCAGAAGAUUGGAAGAUUGCAAACACAGCAAAUACAUAAGAUAGCUAGCUAUACUUGAACCGAUAGAUCGUUCAUAAACUUGCUUGAGGAUUCUAAUCGCUUGCUCCUCAAGCUUUUGUACAAAACAGUCAUCCUAAACAUGCUUCAGUGAUAUAUCUUUUUUUUGGCGUGUGCAUGUGUCUGUAACUUCUCUUGGAAAAAGAAGUGUGUUUCAGAUAACUGUAUUGAUAAUUGGUAUGACCAUACUCUGUCGUUUAUGCCAGGACAGCAAGGUGCAUCUUGUCAUGUUUUUUUUUGUUUA
This is a messenger RNA of Zea mays, 2086 nucleotides long. Its product is annotated as Arabinanase/levansucrase/invertase. Gene Ontology annotation, biological process: carbohydrate metabolic process. Gene Ontology annotation, molecular function: hydrolase activity, hydrolyzing O-glycosyl compounds. Bases 397 to 1824 code for a protein of 475 amino acids. Lineage: Eukaryota; Viridiplantae; Streptophyta; Magnoliopsida; Poales; Poaceae. The transcript is spliced from 4 exons. The record is from RefSeq and is a predicted model, not a curated record.